AUGGAACAUGGUCACAGAAAACUGAUCCCAGAGUUAUGCGAGUUGAUAUGUCAUGGAAUAAACUCUGUAUCUAAAUGUUCAUUGAACAAUGAUUGCGCUAAUUGCUUCAAAAACUGCCUCAAAACCAAUCCUCAAUACCCUUAUUACUAUUAUCCUCCACCACCACCACAAGAAUUUCCUUUCUACUCCUCAUCAAAUCAAAACCAGCACAAAAUCACCAAUUACUUCAUCAUCAUUCUUUCUCUUCUUGCUCUUAUUUUCUUACUUGUUUGUAUUCGUGCAAUUUAUGUGAAUUGUAGUUCAAGAAGAAGAAGGUUUAGGUCAAGUGCAGUGGCAAGGACAAGAACACCACCACCACCAUCAUCAUCAUUAUCAGCAAGGCUUCAACAAAUCCAGGUGAUGAAUUUUGAUGAUGAACAACAUAAUGAAUCUGUUGUGGAUCAUCCAAUUUGGUAUAUUCGAACUCAAGGUCUUCAUGAAUCAGUUAUAAAUGCAAUUAGUGUUUGUAAGUAUAAGAAAGGUGAAGGUUUGAUUGAAGGAACUGAAUGUUCUGUUUGUUUGAGUGAGUUUGAACAAGAUGAGAGUCUCAGACUUUUACCUAAGUGUCAUCAUGCUUUUCAUUUACCUUGUAUUGAUACGUGGCUUACUUCUCAUACUAAUUGUCCUAUGUGUAGAGCUCCUAUUCUUAAUACUAACCCUACAAUUCCAAGGGUUGAAUCUUUAGAAUCUAUUGUUGUUGAUUCUCAUGCACAAAUUGAGGUUUCUGAUGAAAAUAGUGCUGAAACUCAAUCCAAUUUAGGGUUUGAAAAUAGGGUUUUUGAUUCUGAAUUGAGGAAUGGGGCUGCAGAAGAAGAAGAUGAAGGAGGGCAAUUGGAGGUAUGUGAAAAUGGAAGACCAGAUGUCGAUGCGGUUAGCGGUAGUAUUAGUAAUCGGCCUAGGAGAUCGGUUUCUAUGGACGAUUCUUUUGUUGCAGGUAUCAAUAAUGUUCUUGCAAUUGUUGUAUCAAAAGAAUGUAAUGGUAAUGAAGAUAGUGUUUUGAAGGUUAAUGGAAGUGAGAAUUUGGCAACUACAUCUAAAGGUAGUAAUAGUACUAGUUUUUCUUUUAGGUCAGCAAGAUAUUUGCAGGGUAUUCCUAGUCCAAUGAAGAGAUCAAGUUCAUACAAUGGGAAAUUUCUUCUAUCCUGGUAUAGCCGCAAUCAGAAAAAGCCAAAUGCUAUUCUGAGAAGCUUUUGA
Vicia faba (fava bean) is the source of this 1233-nucleotide messenger RNA. Lineage: Eukaryota; Viridiplantae; Streptophyta; Magnoliopsida; Fabales; Fabaceae. The record is from the annotation of a GenBank genome assembly.